AUGAUAGAAAGGCUUGAUUUCACGGAGAGGAAGCUGCUUAGACGGCUGCUUGGCUACUUUUGGCCUAGAGUAUGCAACAAUGAAGAUCUUCACGCAGAAAUUGAUGUGGUAUACCGGCGGAUGACACGUGGAAGAUAUUACUAUCUUGCAUCAUCAUCGGAAGUGGCUAAAGCGAAUCGUCUUAACUUUUUUGGUCACAUAUUAAGGAGACCGUCAGUUCGCCUUGUUCAACGAGUUCUGAAGAGUUUGUCGGAAUAUGGAGUACCGACGAGUGGAUUGAUUUUGUGCAAGCUCGCUCAGAAGAUCGAGAAGGUUGAGCAGAGCUGUACUCAAGGACGGCACAUCUCAGAGAAGAUGCGGGUAAUCGCGUCAGGCGAUGAAAUCGGUCCGCCGAUUAAGUCAAGUAAGUUAUUGGAGAAGUUGGAAGAACUUGAAGAACCAUAA
Messenger RNA from Necator americanus (New World hookworm), 444 nucleotides. RefSeq lists its product as uncharacterized. The coding region runs from base 1 to 444 and encodes 147 amino acids. The record is from RefSeq and is a predicted model, not a curated record. Lineage: Eukaryota; Metazoa; Nematoda; Chromadorea; Rhabditida; Ancylostomatidae. The transcript has 2 exons.